AUGUCUAGUAUUUCAUCUGAAAAUUCAAAAUCAUCUAGGAAGCUUAACGGCUCAGAGAACGUGAAGUACGUUGAAAACAAUGUUGUCGACAAUGAAGACAGUACUGUCUAUAAAUAUUUAGGGUUUAAGGGUCAGAAAUUACAUCACAUGAUUUCAUUUCUUGCUGGUAUGGGAUUCCUACUCUUUGGUUAUGAUCAGGGUGUAAUGGGUUCUUUGUUGACGUUGCCAGAAUUCAGAAAUACAUUUAAUGCUAUUAACACUACAAAAUACCCAAAUCGAGCUACUUUUCAAGGUUUUGUAAUUGCUGUUUAUGAAAUUGGUUGUUUAAUUGGAGCUCUUGCCACAAUGUACUGUGGUGACAAACUUGGAAGAAGAAAAACAAUUUUCGUUGGAUGUUGUAUAAUGAUUGUUGGUGCCGCAGUUCAAUGCUCCUCGUAUUCUGUUGGUCAGUUAAUUGCCGGUAGAAUUAUUACCGGUAUUGGUAAUGGGAUGAAUACCUCUACUGUUCCAAUGUGGCAAUCCGAAUGCGCCAAAGCAGAUAAGAGAGGUAAAUUAGUUAUGGUUCAAGGUGCAUUAAUCACUGGAGGUAUAUGUAUUUCUUAUUGGAUUGAUUUUGGAUUGUAUUUUGUUGGUACGAGCUCUGUAUCUUGGAGAUUUCCGAUAGCAUUCCAAAUAAUUUUUCCAUUAUGCAUAUUACCUUUCAUUAUGUAUCUUCCAGAAUCUCCUAGAUGGUUGUUGAAAGCAGGCAAUUUUAAAGAGGCCUCUAAAGCCUUCUCGGCUCUUAACGAUUUGCCAAUUAAUGAUCCAACAAUUGUUCAUGAGAUUAAUGAAAUUAAAGAAUCAUUAGAAAAAGAAAGACACGAUGGUGAAAAAAAGUCUAAGUUACUACUUUUAUUUGUUCAAGGUGAGACCAAAAAUUUCCACAGAACUUGUUUGGCCGUUUGGUCUCAAAUCAUGCAACAAAUUACAGGAAUUAAUUUAAUUACUUACUAUGCUGGUACUAUAUUUGAAGAUUAUAUUGGUUUAAGUCCUUUGAAUUCAAGAAUCUUAGCCGCAUGUAAUGGAACUGAGUAUUUCAUAGUUUCUUGGAUUGCUUUUUACACUAUUGAAAGAAUAGGUAGAAGGAAAUUGAUGUUAUUUGGUGCUGCUGGUCAAGCUAUGUCCAUGGCAGUGUUGACAGGAGCUACCUGGGCCGCUAGUCCUAAACAUAAUAAUAGUGGAGGCGCAGCUAUUGUUGCAGCUACGUUUUUAUUUGUUUUCAAUACUUUCUUUGCAAUUGGUUGGUUAGGUAUGACGUGGUUAUAUCCAGCUGAAAUUACCCCAUUGAAUAUUAGAGCACCUUCAAACGGGUUGAGUACUGCAGCAAAUUGGUCUUUCAAUUUUAUGGUCGUCAUGAUUACACCUAUUGCGUUUGAAAAUAUUGAUUCUUAUACUUAUACCAUUUUCGCAGUAAUCAACUUUUUAAUGAUUCCAGCUGUUUAUUUCUUCUAUCCAGAAACCUCUGGAAGGUCAUUAGAAGAAAUGGAUAAAAUUUUUGAAUUAUCUAACCCUUAUACUCCUUGGGAUGUUGUCAAAAUUGCUCAAGAUUUACCUUUUGAAAGUAAGAUUCGUGACGUCGAGGACUUCGAGAAACCGAGUGUUCUGCAUCUUGAGUAA
This is a messenger RNA of Scheffersomyces coipomensis, 1656 nucleotides long. It is a transcript of the gene HGT13, whose product is annotated as Hgt13p. The transcript has a single exon. Gene Ontology annotation, biological process: transmembrane transport; carbohydrate transport. Gene Ontology annotation, cellular component: membrane. The coding region runs from base 1 to 1656 and encodes 551 amino acids. The record is from RefSeq and is a predicted model, not a curated record. NCBI's taxonomy places the organism in Eukaryota, Fungi, Ascomycota, Pichiomycetes, Serinales, Debaryomycetaceae. Gene Ontology annotation, molecular function: carbohydrate:proton symporter activity.